Messenger RNA from Leptopilina heterotoma, 3002 nucleotides. Its product is annotated as N-acetylneuraminate 9-O-acetyltransferase. The coding region runs from base 226 to 2613 and encodes 795 amino acids. Lineage: Eukaryota; Metazoa; Arthropoda; Insecta; Hymenoptera; Figitidae. The transcript has 11 exons. The record is from RefSeq and is a predicted model, not a curated record.
ACUAUUAAAGUACAUUUUUUUCAAAAGUAAACAAACCUUUUUUUCAAAAUUUAAAAUUUAUAUUUAUAUAUAAAAUAAGCUCUCAAUCUUCUAUAAAAUAUACAAUAAAAUAUUUUUUAUAUUCGGGAAAUUUACAAACGAAAAUAAAGGAAGUAUCCUUUAUGUACACAUAAGUUUAUAAUGAUAUAAACUAAGAUUAAAUUUAAGAAAGGAAAGAGAUGAUUUAUGAUGACUUCGGCAGAACAAUUUAUUAGUUUAAUUACUGUGGCAAGUGCAAAAAAAUUAGCGACAGCUCUAAUCGUGUGUUUUAUUUUUUAUCAUGGAAUGUUACAUAUUAUUUAUGAUAGUGAUUCUUGUAAGUGGUUAUUAACAGAAGGAAGAUAUAAAGGAGACAAAGAAUGGCAACCGUACGGUUGUAUGAUGCAUCAUUAUACACAAACAGAUAGUCGAAGAUGUCUGAGAUAUUUAGCUUUCAUGGGUCACCACAAUCAAUUUGUUUUUAGUGGCGAUGCCCGUAUAAGACAAUUGUAUAAAACUUUUGUAUCACAAUUUAUAGUCGAUGGCAAAACAUCUGAUUUAGUGGAAUUGCCAGAAAAUUCAGAUCUUAAUUUUAAUGAUGCACAACUCAGACUUAAUGUUCAAUUUCUUUGGAGACCGCAAAUCAAUGCUGCAAUGGUAUCUGAUUUUCGAAAUUGGAUGACAGGAGAAUCGCCAAGUAUGAUUAUUGCCGGUUGCGCCGUGGCCGAUAUUCUUGCAAACAAUGCCAGUGAUCUUACGCUACAUUCAAUAUAUAGUAGAAAUUUAAUGAAACUUGUUCGUCCAGCUGAAGUUGUUGCUCAAAAAGGUACUCGAUUCUUAUGGACAUUACAAGAUCCUAUUUUAAAAGAACGCCUGUCUCCUCAGUUGUCAAACGUUGAUAACAGACAGAUUGACGUCUGCAACAAAGCAGCUAUCGAGGUGUUCUCGCACAGUGAGGCUCAUUUAUGGGAGAGCAGUAGACUCGUAGGCAGUGGAAUUUUAGAACAAAGUCCGGAUGGAUAUCUGUCGAGCCCCUUAUCAUUGCGGCACAAAAUUCAAAUACUUUUAAAUACACAUUGCAACGAUCAUAUGAACUUUGACGAUGGUAGCUGCUGCAGUUCCCCAGAAGCGGCAACGACCUUGCAACUCGUUUCACUUUUUGUUCUAGCUUUAUGCAUAAUAAUAGGAGGUAGUAUUUGGCUGUACAGAAAAGUUUGUCAAUAUCAGACUGAAGUUUUGUAUUCCGGUUUAGCAAUGGAAGAAAUUGAGAGAGCAGAAGAAACAAAUGUAACUGAUAUUCUAAAAAGUGAACCACCUCAAGUUCAGGAUUUUUAUACUCUUGUUACUUCGCUAGCGCUCUUGUCAAUAAUAUUUGCUUACUUUUAUUUAUGUGACAGAACUAAUUUCUUCAUGAAGGAGAAUAAAUACUAUAGUGAAUUUAGUUUUUGGUUGCCUCUGGGAUAUAUUUUAGCUCUUAGUCUCUUUUUCACUGAAGAUCGUGAACGGGGUCCAAGAUUUUUAAAUCGAGAACAAACUGAUGAGUGGAGAGGUCUUAUGCAAGCAGUCGUGUUAAUUUAUCAUGUUACAGGCGCUAAAAACGUGCUGCCGAUUUACAUGCAUUUAAGAUUAAUUAAUUCCGCUUAUUUAUUUCUCUCUGGAUAUGGACACUUUUAUUAUUUCUGGCAGACGGGCGAUAUUUCACUGGUCAGAUUUUUUCGGGUACUCUUCAGACUAAAUCUCUUAACUGUGUCUCUCUGUCUGUGUAUGAAUCGACCUUAUCAAUUCUAUCACUUCGUCCCCUUGGCAUCUUUUUGGUUUUUAAUCGUCUAUUUCUUGGCGUGGUUACCUCCGAGGGUUUAUUCCGGAACUUUAGCCGAAUAUGGACCCAGAGCACUGCUUUAUUUAGCACUUAAACUAUUGGGUCUUAUUUGCAUCAUCACGAUUCUCUACAUGUCUGAGGUAUUUUUUGAGAAGAUUUUUGUCACUCGACCUUGGAAAGCAUUAUUUGUAACAACGGAUGACGAUAUUCGAGAAUGGUGGUCAAGGUGGCGCAUUGAUAGAUACAGCGUGGCUUGGGGAAUUGCUUUUGGAGCAGGUUUAGUCGGUCUGCAAAGAGUGGACCACAUUCCAGGAACAACUAUAGCUCCUAUUCUAGCCCUUAUUUCAUUAGCUGCAUACACAAGUUACACACUUCUCUGUCAUUCUCUUUCCGAAUGUGAAGAGAUUCAUUCCUAUGUUGCAUUUAUUCCUAUUUUGGGAUACAUUGUCCUUCGAAAUGCUUCAUUAGCACUGCGAGGGAAACAUUCUUCCCUUCUGGCUGGUCUCGGUCGAAUAAGUUUAGAAACUCUCGUCAGCCAAGGACAUGUUUGGCUCGCAGCCGAUUCUCACGGAGUUCUAGUUCUUCUACCUCGAUUUCCAGUAUUAAAUCUACUGCUUUCUUCCUUCAUUUUUAUUUGUGCUAGUCAUGAGAUACACAGAUUAACAUUAGUUCUUGCACCGUAUGCUGUGCCAAGUGAUUGGAAGCUGGUUAUUAGAAAUCUUUUACUUUUCACUGUGGUCUUAGUUCCAAUUGGAAUACAUGAUGGGAUGUUUUAAUAAGACAAAUGAGGCUAUAAUUUAUAAUUCUUAGUAAAUAUUUUAUUUUAUUAAAAGUCGUUGCAGAUUUGUAAAUAUGUACAAAGUAAUAAAACUUAGGUAGCAGAGUGGUUUAAAAAAAUCUUUGAAACUAAAAUUCAAUACAAUGUACAAAAUAGUAAGUGUUUGAAAUCACUCUGUUAUUAUAACAAUCGUCUAAUUCUCUAAUUAUUUAGAUAUGCAUCCAUUACAAUUAUACGAUACAUAUUACCUUUCACUUCUAUUUAUACAUUUUAUUUAUUGAAAUUAAUCUAUGGAACUUUGAAAUAAAAUUACUAGAAUGAUUUCAUAUUAAAAAUUUGUUUUUUAUAUUCCUUCUAUCAUUUGAGUACUCUAUUUUAAAAUUGUUA